This is a messenger RNA of Candida albicans SC5314, 2076 nucleotides long. RefSeq lists its product as uncharacterized. The transcript has a single exon. The coding region runs from base 1 to 2076 and encodes 691 amino acids. The record is from RefSeq and is a predicted model, not a curated record. NCBI's taxonomy places the organism in Eukaryota, Fungi, Ascomycota, Pichiomycetes, Serinales, Debaryomycetaceae.
AUGAAUUCAUCUGCCACUACAACUUCUACAAUUGCUAAUCCACCUUCACUCAAUAGUGGUGUGUAUUCUCAUAUUUCUUCUGAAAAAAUGCUGCAAACAUCCAAUAAAUCUCCGUCACCACCCCAAUUGUUUCCUCAAAUGCAAAAACUAUCACAAUCAAAUCAAUCUCAAGAUGUCUUGUUCAAAAUAUUCACCUAUACCAUUAUUAUACUCCCCACGUUAACUUCAAUAUUAUUCCCCAUCAAGACAACUAUGCCACCUAGCGAACAUGCAGGGAAUCUUAUUAUAGAUUUAUUGACGGUACUAUUGCUAAGCUUAGUAGUCAAACAUACAAUUGAAUGGCCCUAUAAUUGGUUGAGACAACUACAAAAGACAAAAGUAAUGUUAUUGCAAGAUAUGAAUCGAGAAAAUACCGAUAAAACUAUUUUAUUGGUACGGAAGAUUUACACUUUUGAAAUAAUAGCAUUGAUUUCAUGUUUGGUGUCUUGUAUUUUUAGUUCAAUUUUAUUAAUAUGGACGAGACAGUAUACUAUAAUUGAUCAAAAAAGAAAGAAAGUAGUUUUCAAUAAUGUGAAUAUUGCCUUGUUGCAAUUUUGGUCACUUUUUAGAGUGAUUAUUACUUUCACUGACAGUCUCCAACAAUCAUCGAUGCAUACAAAUCAUCUAAGUUGGGAAACUCCACAAUUGAAAAAUUGGUAUCAAGAUUUGUCUCAUUAUUUUUUACCAAAUGCUAGUAAUCAAAUACUAUUGGAUCAUUUGCAACAACACAAUCGACAAUUUGAUCAAUUGAAAAUGGAUUUAAUUUCGUUACAAAACGAAUUAGAAGAAAAGAAGAGUCUUAGUAAUGAUUCUCGAGAAAGCUCAUUUACACCAUUCCCGUUGAAUAUGUCACCCACUUUGUUAUCACCAAAUCCUUCUGUCAAUUUAUCACCCACUAAUAGUCGCAAUUAUGUAUCGUUCCCAUUCAAAGCUCCACCUUCUUCAGAACUGCCAGUCUCUUCACCUCCAGUACCAAAACGUAAAUCAUCUACUAUGAAGUCAUCAUCGAAAAAAUCUCAAUUAAAUACGAUAAUCGAGGAAGAUGAUUCAACAUUAUAUGACUCCAAAGAAAAUACAUUUACAAAUUUUGAUGAAAUUAUUCCUGGAAUUGGUAUAACUACAAGACCGCCGACUUUACUUGAUGAGAUCAGAAGUAUGGUGACUUCGGUUAGACGAGAAGUGUCUUUUCUUGACAUUAUUAAACACCCUAAUGCUGUCUGUAACUUGUUAUUAAAAGAAUUUGCACCUUUGUUGAAUCAUAAUUUUGAAUUAGGUGAAUAUGAUAUUGUUAGAAUAGUGGCUACUGAAAUUUUUAACAAUUAUUUACAUAAACUUGUUCAUGAUAUAAGAGAAGAGCUUGGGAAAUAUUGGAAUUAUCCAUUGUACUUUGUAAAGAAAGCGGUUAUAUUUUUUGCAUUAAGACUACCAAUUUAUGCUAUACUGUUAUAUUUUAGAGUACUGUUUUAUGUACCUUGGGUUUUGUUCCGAAUGCUUGUAUUAGAACCAAUUGUGCAAAUAGGUAAUUUAAUGUUGAUGGUUUUUAAAUUUGCCUUAUUAACAAUAACUACCAUGACUCCUAAACUUACUAUGAGUGCUCCAGUACUGACUUCUUCUCCAUUUCCAUCACCAUUGCUGACUCCAUCAUCUUAUUCAUCUUCAUUGUCAUCUUCCUUACCACCAUCACCGAAAACAUCAGAGAAAUCAUCUAAAAUUAUUACAAAAAAAUCUCAAAAGAAACUGUCACAUUCGAAUCAGAAAAAACUGGUUGUAGUGCCCAGAGUUGCAAAGGAGACAGUGACUUCCAAAUUUGCUAUGAAACCUUUCCAUCUAUCACCUAUUUUGGCUGACCUGAUGACCUUUGAAAAUGGUGUCAAUAACAACUACAACAACAAUAAUAAUAAUCACACUAGAUCAAGAAAGAAAAUCAAUUUGCAAUCGAUUGAUACAAUACCAGAAGAGCCCAAUACCAUUAGCGGUGGGAAAAAACAUGGGCGAUUCUACAAGUAUUCAAACAGUCUUGCUUUAUACGACGAUUAG